CGACAGUGUGCAUAUUCUCACGAAUUGGCCGUGUAGCGUCCUACGAAAAGGGCUUUAGCUUCUCCCGGAAGAACAAAGAAUGGGCCUAUUCGGCUUUUCUCGUGUCAAUCAAAGCUAAUUGCGCAAGCCCCCCACACAGAAUAGUUGGACAAAAGCGGCCCAAAUCGAAGCAAAUCGGAUGGUUUGUGGCUUCCCUUUUACAUCUGGCCAUGGACAAAAGGGCCGGCGUCAGCUCUCUGUUUGUCCCGUCACUUGGGACGACUCGUCGAAUCCGGCCAAAUGCACCGUGUCAGUACUGCAGUAGAACAAGGCUGAAACAUCACGUAGCAGUAUAUGAACAUCGAAUUAAGUAGGAUUUGUGAUCUCCACACGACCGAUUAGAGUAGGAACGGUUGACCUGUCUCCUGCAAUUUCGCAUAAUACGGACAACUGAAACGAUCCAGAUGUGCAAUUGCAGUGCAGAAAGACGAGCAUAGUCAAAAAUGCAAAGCGAAAGAUGGUGAGAUGAACGACAAAAGUUGGGUGGAGAAACUGUGAGGGCCAUUCACAUUCCUGCUUCCUGUGAUGGCGAAACCAGCAGUAUUUUUUACCUUCCAGUUCUCCAUCCCCGCUGCGCUGCCUACGGCGGCAGUAUGGCGUAGCAUAGCUCCCCGUCGCCACGCCCACGCACCCGCACCCCAAAACCCAUAAAAGGCUCGAGACCGCGGCCAGCUACCGAGCCUUAAACACGCGUUCUCUCCUCCUGCCUCUCCGCCAUGGACUCCCUCCCGCCGCCCGCGCCACCGUACGCCGGGGACCCCCUCGCCGUCACCAUCCCCCCGCCGCCAUUGCCGUCGCCGCCUCCGCCGCCUUCCUCCUCGCUCAACCUCUCCCCGUCGCUCCUCAUCAUCGCGGCCCUCCUCGCCUUCGUCUUCUGCGCCUCCAUCUCCAUCCACUUCCUCCUCCGCUGCCUCUCCUCGCGGCAAACAUCCUCUCCGUCGCCGAGCGCUGUCUCCAGGGGACUCGGCGCCUCCUCCCGCUCCGACGCCGAGGCGGCCGCCCCUUCGGCGACACCCGCGGCGGGCCCGGCGGCAGCGGCAGCGGCAGGGGGCGAGGUGGUCGACGACGAGAAGGAGCGGCUGAUCGCGUCACUUCCGCUCUUCACGAUGGCGUCGGCGCUGGCGGCGCUGCCCAAGAGCUCCCCGGACUGCGCCGUCUGCCUGUCGCCGUUCGUGCCCGACGCCGAGCUGCGGCUGCUCCCGGCGUGCCGGCACGCGUUCCACGCCGCCUGCGUCGACGCGUGGCUCCGCAACACGCCGUCGUGCCCGCUCUGCCGCGCCGCCAUCUCGCUGCCGCACCCGCCUCUCCCCACCGCCUACACCGCCGCCGCGCAGCAGGAGCCGUUGGACGCGAGGAGCAGCAGCAACGCGUCCAGGAGCUUCCGCGUCGAGAUCGGCAGCGUGAGCAACCGACGCUCGUCCGCCGCGGGGGACGACCGCCGCACAUACUCCCUCGGCUCCUUCGACUACCGCGUGGACGAGGAGGUGGAGGCCGUGGUGGCGCGCAUCGCGCGCCCCGCGGCGGCGGCCAAGUCGGCGGUGGCCGGGCAGCGCGCCGCGCCGCAGGGCCCGGGCGAGGCGCUGGCGGAGGCGGCGGGGUCGCGCGGGUGGCUCCGGGAGUACGUGGACCGGCUGGCCUCCUCGGCGUCGUCCCUCUCCGGGCGGUGGAGCGCGCGGUGGAGCCAGAGCCACCACAGCCACCGGCAGGAGGACUCGUGGCGGUGGGACCCCGAGGCGGCGGCCAUGGCGGCGCCGCGGGCGGCGGACGAGGACGAGGCGGGCCUCAUGGGCCUGUACCGCUGGAUCGUAGGCGUAUAAUAGGAGGAUUAUAAUUAGCCCGUCUGUAAUUUCGGACCCUGAAGUUUUUUUUGUCGACUUCCAUAUUAUAUGAGGACUCUGCUGUACGUAAAAAUAGAAUUGGCCCCAGAAGCAGAACCAGAUGAUGAGCUUGGAUCGAA
Messenger RNA from Aegilops tauschii subsp. strangulata, 1996 nucleotides. Its product is annotated as E3 ubiquitin-protein ligase ATL4-like. NCBI's taxonomy places the organism in Eukaryota, Viridiplantae, Streptophyta, Magnoliopsida, Poales, Poaceae. The record is from RefSeq and is a predicted model, not a curated record. Gene Ontology annotation, biological process: protein ubiquitination.